UUUUAUUAAUUAUUAAUUAUACAUGCCUUAAUUAUCCAAGCAAAUUCAAUACGGACUUGUUGCAGCUUUCGCAGUUGGUUUGGGUACACUCAAAGUUGCUUAACGACCAUUUGAAACAUGCAUUGGAUAUGUUCUUUCUUUAGGAUCUAUUGUUAUCUUAUUAGGUUGGGACAAGUUACCAUUUAAUUAAACUAAUUCAACUGAUGGUGAGGAAUUAACAAAGGAUGAAUUAUACGAAAGAAGAAGAUUAUUAAAGGAAGAAAAGAAACGAUAAAAAUAACUUGAAGCUCAAGAAUUGAAGAGAUAACAAAGAUCCCAAUCUUCUGAAUCUCCAGAUAAAAAGUCACCUGAAAGAGCUUCCUCUCCAUCAGAAAGUGAAGGAGAAAAAAAAAAAGUUUAGGAAACUAAAAACAAUUCAAAAUAAUAAUAACAAUAAACUAAUGGUAAUUAAUAAUAAAACAAAAAAUAAAAUCAAUAAUAAACUUAAUAAUAACAAAAAUAAUAAUAAUAACAAUAGUAAUAAUAAUAACAACAAUAAUAGUAAUAACAAUAGAAUAAAAAAUAGUAAACCAAAGAAAAAGGAAAAUAAACAUAAGAAAAAUAAAAACCAUAACCCUAACAUGUUGAAGAUGAUGAUGAAGGAUGGGAAGAAGUCUAAGAUCCAAGAAAAAAUAAAAAAGCCAGUCUUUUGAAACAAUAAUAAUAGGCUGAAGCUUAAAAGUAAGCUGAAGCUAAGGCCGCUGCUGCUGCAAAAGCUGCUGAAGAUGCAAGAAUUGCUGCAGAACUUGCUAUCAAGGCUGCAGAAGAACUUGCUCAAGCUGCCAAAUAAUAAUAAAAAGGAUCUAAAGGUAAAAAUACUAAUGCUAAAUAACAAAAACAUGAAGAUAAUGAAGAUGGAGAUGAUGAUGGUUGGGUUAAAGUUGAUUCACCAAACAAGAAAUAAAAAGGAGGAAAGAAAAACAAAUGAGGUGUUUUUUUAUGCAUAAAUAUAAGAAUCAAUGUUAUCUAUAGUAUAAAUUUCUGUAUUACUAA
This is a messenger RNA of Paramecium tetraurelia, 1032 nucleotides long. RefSeq lists its product as uncharacterized. NCBI's taxonomy places the organism in Eukaryota, Ciliophora, Oligohymenophorea, Peniculida, Parameciidae. The transcript is spliced from 5 exons. The record is from RefSeq and is a predicted model, not a curated record.